Messenger RNA from Enterobius vermicularis (human pinworm), 1119 nucleotides. Lineage: Eukaryota; Metazoa; Nematoda; Chromadorea; Rhabditida; Oxyuridae. The record is from the annotation of a GenBank genome assembly.
CCUGUUGUACCCGUUGACCGGAAGGAAUGUCUACCAGAAAUGAAUUUUUGUAGCUCAGAAAAUACGCAGCCGCAGGUGUUGCAGACAUAUCAGGAAGUAGAUCUGUCUGCCGGAACAGAGGAAAGUCUUAUAAGCACAGCUACUGAUGAUGAAAUUGGUUUAUAUGAUUGCGAGUGGGGUACUUGUGGUAUUGUCUACACAAAUAAGACGGUCUUCAUAAAACAUGUUGCCGAAAUUCACACGAAGUUCACCAACGAUUUUUGCUGUAAAUGGAGGAGCUGCUGUAGAACUGAUCCGUUUCUGUCCAAGCAUGAUUUGUUGCUUCACGUCAGAAUGCACACCGGAGAGCGGCCUAACAUAUGUCAUUUUCCUGGAUGUACAAAAAGUUACACAAGGUUAGAGAACUUGAAGACUCAUUUGAGAACUCACACGGGCGAAAGACCAUUUCACUGCAAGCAUGCCGGUUGUAACAAGGCGUUCACCAAUGCAUCAGAUUGUGCGAAGCACGAAACGCGAACUCACUCCGAUGCUAAGCCCUAUCACUGUUGCAUUGAUGGUUGUAAUAAAGCGUACACGGACCCUUCUUCAUUAAGAAAGCAUAUCAAACGACAUCACGGUGACGAGGUUUAUGAAAGUUUGAAGAAGAACAAGACACCUUACCGUCGUCGGAGAAGAAACGUCAAGUGUGUCAGUGAUUUGGAAAAUAAUAGUCUUUCUGUCUCAUCACCUGUGUAUCUUGACCAGAAACCUGUACUGAGUGAUAUAUUGAACUUCUCUCAAAGUAGUACGGGAUCUUCUGCUGGCUCUCCUUGUGCGUGCAGGAAUAAUGCUUGCGAUGUCAAUGGGUCAAAUGCUGAGAGUUUUUCAUCAUUCUAUCCAUACCAGCAAGCUACAAACUUCUACCAGCCGGUCUUUCCAUUUGCAGCAACUCAAGGGCUUCUGAAUGGCUUCGGCGCGAACGAUUACACUCCACUAAAUUCGGCCCCGAUGUCACUACAGCAACAAGGCGGUUAUUGCGCUUUCGGUUCAAACGAAGGCCUCUAUUCGAUAAGUCGCUAUCAGAGUCAAUAUUGUGAUCCGCAGUGUCAGAACCAGGAAUAUGAAUUUACUUACUAUUAG